Molecule: messenger RNA, 1448 nt
Organism: Liolophura sinensis
Lineage: Eukaryota; Metazoa; Mollusca; Polyplacophora; Chitonida; Chitonidae
Exons: 9
Coding region: 161-1315 (384 amino acids)
Biological process (GO): snRNA transcription
Cellular component (GO): nuclear body
Molecular function (GO): RNA polymerase II general transcription initiation factor activity
Source: RefSeq, a predicted model, not a curated record
AAAAGGAAGCCACGACAUAGCGCGCUAAAUCAUCUCAACGCACCUAACCAUGUGAUGACCUCUGCAAGUGACUGAGCCUUGUAACAAAGGUGUGGAGGGCGGUUUUAGAUCUCCUACGCUGCAGACGUUCCACAUAUUUCUGCUGUAAAUUGUGGACAAGAUGAGCAAGUCUGCUCCACAACGAAAGAGUCGACAAAUCAAAAGUUCAUUGCCCUACCAGUGUCCAAAUGAGAGAGAAAGAUGGACCAUUGGGGAGAAGAAAUCUCUGUUAGAUGCCAUAGAGAGGCAUGGUUAUGAGGACGUGGCUGUACUACAGACCUGUGUGCCCUCUCGGAGCUGUAAGGAGAUUGAGUGGAUUAUCAGAUCGCUCCUGCAAAGUCUGAAAACGGUAGAUGAGAAGAGGAAGAGCAUAUCACCCUUUGAUAAGUGGGUGAACUUAGUAUCAGAUUUGGUCGCUGAUGAGGAAAAAGACUUCUCGUCUUUGCUGGCUGACGUAAUGGCUGUGGUGUCCCACCAUGAGUCUGUCAAGACAGGCCGUGAGAAGAAGGGAGACAACUCUAAGCAGCCAAACUACAGUAGAAUCUAUCAAUACAUUGAGUCAAUUUUGCUGAAUAAGAAUGCCACAGAUUUAUCUCCCUUAGACGCAGCAGUGGUGUUGGACCUGUUACAUGGCCUGACCAAUCAAAUCCAGCAGUUGCAUGGCCCUGAGGUGAACGGAGUUAAAGCCUUACUGCUGUGGAAGUACCAGCUGUUAACUGCACCAGUUAUCCCUGGACAGGCAAAGAAGCAACAAGAAAGAACCAAAAUGGCCUUAGAAAAUGCCUGGACAGGUAACACUGGUGGUGACACAGCUGAUGAGACAAGGUCCCCUGAACCCAGACCAGGCCCCUCUCACUUCCCUGUUUCUGGCUCCUCUAUCUCAGCUGGCACACAGACUGAGGAAUCCCCAAACAAUAAAAUGUGUCAAACUAGUGACUCAGAGAAUGAAGAAUUUGUAACUCAAGUUCAGCACUCAACACGGUCUCCUAGGAAACGCAAAUGUGGCGCCAAUGAUUCCAAGAAACCUUAUAGUCAGGUGCCCCCGGCUGUGAUGCUUACUGCGACAGCUGACUCUGGCAAUGCAGAGUUACAUCCCCUGACUGAGGCAGAGGUGAAUAACCCACCAGAUGAAGAGGAGGUUGAGACCCCGAAGAAAGUUGAUCGCCGGAGGCGAACUGAACCAAGAACAGUGUUCAAGAAGCCAGUUCUGUUCACUUUGAACCCACUCUGUGUGCCUGUUAGCAUGCUGAACCUGAGGCCUAACACUGGGUCAUGAUACUGGUUAACAGUGCUGUACAUGAUGAACGGAGGCCUAACACUGGCUCAUGACCCAGAUUACCUGUGUUGUACAUGCUGAACCUGAGGCCUAACACUGGCUCAUGACCCAGACUACCUGUGCUGUACAUGCU